AUGAACCAGACUCCUUAGAUAUUGGACACUAUUGUAAGGCUUCAAUUAUUUAUAGCAGACUGAUUAAGAUGCACUACAUAAGGCCUAAAAUUAAUUCUUAAAUCAAAAUAUAAAAACUGAGGAAUAAAGUCAAUCUUAAGUACCAAUAGCAAACUUUUAACCGUAAAACAACCAAUUUAAGCAGCCUCAAUUUAUGGUAGAAAUUGGAUUAAUUUCAGUUCGGACAAGGAAUGCCACCUGGAAUGCCACCAGGAAUGCCAUAAGGAAUGCCACCAGGAAUGCCAUAAGGAAUGCCACCAGGAAUGCCAUAAGGAAUGCCACCAGGAAUGCCACCAGGAAUGCCAUAAGGAAUGCCGCAAGGAAUGCCGUAGGGAAUACCAUAAGGAAUGCCACCAAUGUCAUAAGGAAUGUAGCCUCGGGCUAUGACAAUAGGAAUGCAAUCUGGAAUGCAAUCUGGGAUGCUUGGAAUGCCUCCUGGAAUGCCUCCUGGAAUGCCUGGAAUAAUUGGAAUGCCUAUGAUGCCACCAGGAAUGUCUGGGAUGCCAAAUUAAAUGCCAGCCAUGCCACCAGGAAUUAAUCCUCCAAAUAUGGGUAAUAACUUUAUUCAUUAAAACAAUACGCUGUAAUAUCCUCCACAAUCAUUUAAUCAACCUAAAUUUUCUGAUGACAGCCAGAUGUAAUUAAAGAAAGAAAUAGACAAAUUAAAAAAUGAAAUAACUACUAAUGAAGAUGAAAAGUAAAAAAUGGAAAAUGAGUUCAAAAAGAAAAUCCAACAAUUAAAUGAACUGAAUAAUAAAUUAACAAGAGAUUUUGAUGAGUAGAAAUUCGAACUACAAAAUUAAUUUAAAAAAAAAGAGGAAGAAAAAGAGAGUUUAGAAAAAUAAUACAAAGAAAAUAUCAGAAUUUUAUAAUAAAAGAUUAGUUAAUAGGAAAUAGACCAUAAAGAUAUUGAGAAACAAAACUAAGCAGAGAUAAAAAGAUAUAAGACAGAAGUUGAAAACUUAAAAAGCUAAAUCCAGCAAUUAUAAGAAGCCAGUAAUAAUAAUUAAAAAUAAGCAAUUUAAUAUAACUAGUCAAAUGAUGAAUUGCAAAAAUAAAAAAAAUUAAAUUAAGACAACUUAGCUCAAAUCAAAUAAAAAGAUUUAGAGAUUGCAUAGCUAAAUCAAUUGAUCUAAAAUUUAAAAUAACUCAAACAGAAUGACUAAAAUCAAGAGUAAUCGGCUAAAAUUACAAAGUUGUAAAAAGAGAUAUCUGAAUGUGCUGAGACUAUAAAUCAAUUAAGCUAAGAGAAUAAGCAUUUAAACAGUUAAAAAAAUGAUAUUGAAAAUGAAAAUAAAAACCUAUUAACAGAAUUAGAAAUUAUUCAAAUAGAAAUUAAAAAGUAUAAAAGUAUAGAAUAAUUUCUAUAACAAUAAAUAGAAGAUUAGGGUAGAACAAUUAAUGAACUAUGCAAAAAAAAUUAAAUUGAUAAUGCAAAAGAAUAUGAAAAUUAAUUGAAGGAGAUUAAAGAAAAUAGAGAAAUGAAAAAUAAAAGCGAAUAGGAAAAGUUCAGCAUUGAAAAAGAAAGAAUACUAUAAAGGCAACAAUAAGAGUUAUAAAAAUAGAAAUAACUAAAUCAGCAAGGAAAAAAAAAAAUGUAUGAGCUUGUAAGAAAAGCUGGUUAAAUUUAAUGUUGCUUUGUAAUAGAUUUAUUUAAGUAAUUUUUAUUGAUAUAUAUAGAUCAAAUGAAAGAGUAGGAAAUGCUAUCAUAAAAGCCACAGAAACAUGUUGCUCCUUAAUUAAAAGUACAACAAACAGAGAUUCGUCUUGGGGUGCAGUUUUAUAUGGCUAUUUAAAGAAUAAGUUAGAAAUUUCUACUCAAAAAUUUACAUAAUCUGCUGAUGUGUUAUCAGGGUUUUUAAAAAGAUAAAAAUAUAUAAAUAAUCCAAAAGAUUAGCCAGAAGAUUUAAAGUCUGCUUUGACAGAAGUGCUAAAACUUGACUGGUAGGAAAAAUAUAAACUAGCCAUUAUAAUUGCUAAUUCUCCUUGCCAUGGAAAAAAAUACCAUAAUCCAAAAAAAUAUUAUAAAUUUUUAGGUUUAUGGUCUGUUGAGUAUGAUACAAAGCCAAAUGACGAUAUUGAAGAAGUUAUAAAAGAAGUAGUUAAAAGGGACAUUGUUGUGUUAGUAAUUAGGUUUAAUGAUGAUACGAAAGUAAUGUGCAGCGAAUUAGAAAAAGUAUAUGCCAAACUUAGUUAUCCUUAACUAUUUCAUACGCUUUCAGUUAAAGGCCUUGAUUAAAAAAAUUCAGAUCAUGAACUUGUAAUGUAAAUUUAGAAAAUGGCUGCCUUUAUAAUAGGAACAGAUAAUAAAAUGACAAAAACUAAAAUCAAUUAAUAACUAAGGUUGUAAAAUUUUGAAGCAGGUUAAAAUGACAUGAAAAAUUUGAAAGUUGAAGUUGUUGAGAUAAAUAAUGAAAUUCAAAAAGAAAUUUAAAAACAAGGAGAGGGAAAACAAAAAGAUAGUUAAUAAGUUUCAGUCAAAGAGGCAAUCGAAGAUUAAAAAAACUAUGAAGAACUUAUUUAAUAAGCAAAACAAAAGUAAGAUGGUGCUUUGUAAGCUCUAUGUAAUAAAGGAGAUAUUUCUAAAUUCGAAGAAAAAGUUAAAUGUGAAAGUUUUCGUUGCAAAGUUUAUAAAGUUGAUCUUAAAUAGGAAUCAUUUAAAAAGAAAAUAGAAAAUAUUGAAUCAAUUAAAUAUGACUAAAACGAUUUUGAGUUAAUUUAAGAAAAUGAAUGGGAUUGUAUAAGAACUUAAAAUCCUUUUGCCUAUGGAAUGAUGAAGGCUGUGUAUUUAAUGAAAAAAAAAAACAAUUCAGAAGAAAUUUAUGUUGUAAAAACCCCAAUUAUAAAUGGGAUUUAUAAGUCAAAAGCAUUAGCUGUUGAUGAUUGCCGAUCACAUUUAAUUGCUAAAAAUUUAAUGAAAGAAUUUAUGGAUUAAGUCAGAAGUAAAAAUAAUGGCAUUAGAGAAGUGUAAUACACAGACUUUUUGUUGUUGGAAGAAAAUUAAAGUAUAUUUAAUUAUAAUUUAGAUAAAUACUGGAUUGCUGAAAGAUUCUUUAAAGGUACUUUUGAAAAAUAUAAUAACAAUGAUGGUUUCAUAAAUGAUUCUAAAUCCUAACUGAACUCCAUUUCUUAGGCUUUCUCAUACUUUACAUAUUUGAGGAGUUCAUUCAACUACAUUGUUAAUGAUAUUUAAGGUGUUGACAUUUAUUUUACAGAUCCUGCUAUUAACACUAUUAACGGUAUGAAAGACAAAAAUAAUUUUAGGAAAUUUUGAUGAAACUGAUGUUGGAGAGGAUGGCAUUUCAAGUUUUUUGGCAACAUUAUAAUUGAAAAAGGACUUAUGUUAAGACUUGCUAAAGUCCAUUGAUAUUGAAAUUGAUUGAUACUAAGAUUCAUUGAAAUUAAUUGUUAUAAACAUAACCUUAAUAUGAG
Molecule: messenger RNA, 3471 nt
Organism: Paramecium octaurelia
Lineage: Eukaryota; Ciliophora; Oligohymenophorea; Peniculida; Parameciidae
Source: the annotation of a GenBank genome assembly